Molecule: messenger RNA, 2101 nt
Organism: Cryptotermes secundus
Lineage: Eukaryota; Metazoa; Arthropoda; Insecta; Blattodea; Kalotermitidae
Gene: Atg5
Product: autophagy protein 5
Exons: 6
Coding region: 87-881 (264 amino acids)
Biological process (GO): autophagosome assembly; nucleophagy; autophagy of mitochondrion
Cellular component (GO): Atg12-Atg5-Atg16 complex; cytoplasm; phagophore assembly site membrane
Source: RefSeq, a predicted model, not a curated record
UUCCUCGCGGUGAAGGGGUGUUUUUAUAGCCAUGCAGAUGUAAGAAAAAAAAGGGGCUAAAAAGUGUGUUGAAAUAUCUAUAAGACAUGGCAAACGAUAGAGAGGUUCUGAGAGAAAUAUGGGAAGGUAGAUUACCUGUAUGUUUUCAGUUAAAUUCUGAAGAAGUAUAUUCUCUGCAGGCUCCCGAUGCAUAUUAUUUAAUGGUUCCUCGGUUAAGUUACUUUCCUCUAGUUACUGAUAAGGUCCGUAAGCAAUUUGUAAGGUACAUUCAUCCAGAUAAACAAGAAGCAGAGAUGUGGCUAGAUUUCAAUGGACAGGCCUUGAAAUGGCAUUACCCAAUUGGAGUGCUGUUUGACAUGUAUGCAGCUGAUAGCCAGUUACCAUGGAAUAUUACUGUUCAUUUUGACAAGUUUCCAGAAGAGGAACUCUUACACUGCCCUUGUAGGGAAGCUGUCGAAUCUCACUUCAUGUCAUGUGUGAAAGAAGCAGAUGUGCUUAAGCAUCGCAGCCAAGUAGUCUCCAGUAUGCAGAAAAAGGACCAUAAUCAACUGUGGCUUGGACUCCAGAAUGAUAAAUUUGACCAAUUCUGGGCUGUAAACCGGAAACUUAUGGAAGCAAGUGGUGAAGAAGUGUUUAAAUACAUUCCAUUCCGUUGUUAUCGCGGUGACGGGCCUUUCAUCCAGCAUCUUGUGAGACCAGUUACAGAGGAAGGACAGCGUAAAACUUUGCAACAUCUAAUACAGGAAGUUUUCCCAAAUGAGACAAACCUUCAAAUAAUGACGCAUGGUAUUGAGCCUCCAUGGGAGACACCAUUACAGUGGAUGAGUGAACACCUUAGUUAUCCUGACAAUUUUCUGCAUCUUUGUAUCCAGACAUCAUAAACAUCAUCUGUAUAUUGUGUUCUUCAAGAAAUUACACAUUAUGCAGCUUAGAGUAUGGCUGAGAAUAGUUUGCAUUUUGAGUGCCCCUUGGUGCACUGCAUCGUCUAUGUGCUCAGUGGAGGCAGCUUUCAUUUUGUAUGAUACCAAAUGCCAUGUAGCUAAGUAAAGAUUACAGACAAUUAAUUUUGUAAAAUAAUAUUGAAUAUUUUUAAUGACGUCCCAUGAUGGAGGACAAGAAUGUCAGAAGAGAACCAGAUUGAAUAAGAGGAGAUAAUGGUCAUUUUUGUAUUAUGAUCUAUUUGAAGCACAUGGACAUCAGUUUCAGCUUCAGAAAUUUUGGUCCUCUGGCAAGCAGCUUAUUUUUUAAAUGUUAAUAUCAAAUGUGAAGCUAACUUUGAAAGUGUCCAGCUACUCAGGUAAUACCCAAUUUUGAAAUAGUUAACAUUUCCUGAUUUGGACACAUUAAAGUACAGUUGCUUAUUGGAAUAAGUACAUCUUCAAACAGUGCAAACUUCUGGGAUGUGACACCAUAAAGUCCGGUAGCCAGCAUUUAGAGAAAUCUAUUGCCUACAUCGUUUAUCAACAAAAUGCUGGUAGCUAUCAACCAAACUGCAUGAUGCCACAUUUUAUGUAAGACUAAACCUUGGGUAAGAUAAUGGGAGAUAAAGCAAGGGAAGCAUUUGUCCAAACUUUCCUACUACCAGCUAUGUCAUAGUAACAUCCCAAAUGUUAUACACAUGUGCUGAGCAAGUAUGUAACAUGUCACAUUAUUUGUCCCAAUUCUUUAUUCUAUUGAAGUGACUAACGUUUGAUAUGUAUGCACUAUUAAUUUCUACCAAGGGACUGAAUCAUCAAUUUCUGCCACAUUGGAUUCAUUUUGUGCAUACAAUAGCUGGUGUGUAACGUUUUUCUGUUGUGAAUAGGGCUUUGUUCAGAAGUUUUAUCUACCGUGCUUAACAGCUGUUUAUAUGAUGCUAAAGCCAGUGAACUGUCUGAUCAUUAUGAGAUUUUAGGUUCUCACAGUAGUGGAUAUUAAUAUCAUGGUCUUCUGGGAUAUGAUGCCAUGAAACACUGAUCCCUCUCUAUGCAACUACACAGCAUCAUAUCUCAGAAGAUCGCAUUCUAAUAUUAAACCAACAUACUGUGUAAAUAUCUGUAAGAAAUAUUAAGAAUAUAGCAUUUUAUAUAAUACUGAAUAAAUUAUAUAAAUGUAAAAUGAA